AUGAUGAAUAUAUUUUCGGUGGUUUCGGGUGCUGCUUCUGCUUGCAAGCCUAUGGUGAGUUUCCAACCGCCACUAAUGGAUAAUGAUAGUUUAAGGUUUCAACAACAACGUCGUAAAGAGAAAGUUGUUGUUGUCAUGGGUGCUACCGGAACCGGGAAAUCCAAGUUGGCGAUAGACAUAGCGAAUCAUUUUCCACCGGCAGAGAUUAUCAACUCCGACAAAAUGCAAGUGUUCAAAGGACUUGACAUCACAACAAACAAAGUCACCGAGGAAGAGUGUCGUGGGGUCCCACAUCAUUUACUAGGGACCGUUGAUCCUGAUUCGAAUUUCACAUCGAACGAGUUUUGUGAGCAUGCGACGCUCGCUACAGGUUCCAUCGUGGGAAGAGACGGGUUACCUAUUAUAGCCGGUGGUUCAAAUUCGUAUAUUGAAGCUUUGGUUAAUCACCACCAUGAGUUUCGUAUGAAAUACGAAUGUUGUUUUCUCUGGGUGGAUGUUUCUAUUCCCGUGCUUCAUUCGUCGUUAUCUGCACGUGUGGAUCGCAUGAUUGAAGCGGGUCAAGUUAAUGAAGUUCGUGAGUUUUUCAACCAAAAAAAUUUUGAUUAUGAUUACACGAGAGGGAUACGAAGAGCCAUUGGUGUACCUGAAUUCGACGAGUUUUUUAGAAGUGAGUUACAAGGUGUAACAGAUGGGAGAACAAUGAAGAAGCUUCUAGAAGUUGCUGUGGAUGCUCUUAAAAUAAAUAACUGUACCCUUGCAAGUAAACAAGUUCAGAAGAUUCAUAGGCUUUAUGGUAUGUGGAAGAAGAACAUGCACCGUCUUGAUGCUACGGAGGUUGUGCUUAAGAAAGAUAAUUGGGAAGAUCGUGUGUUGGCAAAGAGUCUUAGGAUUGUUCAUAAGUUUCUGUACGAGGAUUGCUCACGUGUCACAAGUGGUGGUGGAGCUGGUGGUGGUGUGCCGGCAAAAAUUGCGUCUGUGGCAGGGGUAACCCAUUAG
Messenger RNA from Lathyrus sativus (Indian pea), 996 nucleotides. Lineage: Eukaryota; Viridiplantae; Streptophyta; Magnoliopsida; Fabales; Fabaceae. The record is from the annotation of a GenBank genome assembly.